Molecule: messenger RNA, 2776 nt
Organism: Otolemur garnettii (small-eared galago)
Lineage: Eukaryota; Metazoa; Chordata; Mammalia; Primates; Galagidae
Gene: BTG2
Product: BTG anti-proliferation factor 2
Exons: 2
Coding region: 126-602 (158 amino acids)
Biological process (GO): negative regulation of mitotic cell cycle; negative regulation of cell population proliferation
Cellular component (GO): cytoplasm; nucleus
Source: RefSeq, a predicted model, not a curated record
GCGCUGCCGGGGGAAAGUCCGGGCAGAGCCGGAGCGGCGGCCAGACAGGAAAGGGCUUGCAGAGCUGCACAUCCCACCAGAGACCUGUCUCUGUUCCCCGCCGCCACCGCUCCCUGAGCCACGACAUGAACCACGCGAAGGGAACAGACAUGCUCCCAGAGAUCGCCGCUGCCGUGGGCUUCCUUUCUAGCCUACUGAGAACUCGGGGCUGUGUGAGCGAGCAGAGACUUAAGGUUUUCAGCGGGGCGCUCCAGGAGGCACUAACAGAGCACUACAAACACCACUGGUUUCCUGAAAAGCCAUCCAAGGGGUCUGGCUACCGCUGCAUCCGCAUCAACCACAAGAUGGAUCCCAUCAUCAGCAAGGUGGCCAGCCAGAUCGGACUCAGCCAGCCCCAGCUGCACCGGCUGCUGCCCAGCGAGCUGACCCUGUGGGUGGACCCCUAUGAGGUGUCCUACCGCAUUGGGGAGGAUGGCUCCAUCUGUGUCUUGUACGAGGAGGCCCCAGUGGCUGCCUCCUAUGGGCUCCUCACCUGCAAGAACCAAAUGCUGCUGGGCCGGAGCAGCCCCUCAAAGAACUACGUGAUGGCAGUCUCCAGUUAGAGCUCCUGCUGCCCCCACCCUGGCACUCUACUGUACUCAUCCUGCCGUGACAACAGACCACCACAUACCUCAACCUGGGGAACUAUUUUUAAAUGAAGAGCUAUUUAUAUAUAUUAUUAUUAUUUUUUAAGAAAAGAGGAGAAAAAAAAAAACCAAAAGAUUUUUUUUUUACGAAAAAAAUCCUUAAAGGGAGCUGCUUGGUGGCCUCCCCAGGUGCCUUUGGAGAGAACUGUUGUGGGCUUGAGUCCGAGAGCUGGUGUCUGCCUAUGGUGGGUGGGAGGGAAGCAGAGAGGGGUUAGGCCUAGCCAAGGUGAGGUGAGAAGCUUGGCUGGCACCCCAGAGAGAUGUGAGAGGGAGCAAGCUAGGUUAGCAACUGUGAAUGAGAGAGGUCAGCUCUGCCCAGGGGGGAGAAGAGAGGCUGAGUCCAAACCUCUCUUUCUCCCCACCUAGGACACCUGGCAUCCCUGGUUCCUCUCUUACUCAGGGGCAUUCAAUCCUGGACUUAAAUAAUACUUUUGUUACCUAAUCUUCUCUUUUAUUUUUCUAAUGAGAUCCUGGUCAGAGAGUGACAAGACCUCUCCUAAUUCCUUCUGUCCUAAGCAGCUUUUCCUGAAAUCAUGACUUGUUUCUAAUGCUACCCUCAGGGGCCUGUAGGUGUUGCUUCCCAGCCAGGAAUCUAAAGCUGUUUUUUCUUUUCUUUUUUUUUUUUUUUUUUUUUUUUUUUGAGGGUGUGGGGUAAGGAAGGGGUUGGAGAUUAUUGGCCUCAGAACUGAAGGAAACCGCACAAAGCCUUUGCUUUGCUAUGUGCUGCUUUGCGUGUUAUGUGUGGCAAAUGAUUUGGGAGUGAUUUGCAAUGGAAUUUUGGGACCCAAAGAGUAUCCACUUGGGGAUGAUUUUGGCCAAAACUCUUCUUUUUGGAACCACAUGAAAGUCUCGAUGCUGCUGCAUUAUCCCUUUGAAAGGUGGCUCAAAAGCUAUAGGGAACUCCAGGUCCUUUAUUACUGCCUUCUUUUCAAAAGCACAACACUCCUCUCUAAUCCCCUCUCCUUUUCCCAUCUGAUUGGGUCAUGGAGCUAUUUUCUAGUUAGUUCUCAGUCACUGUGCAAUAUGCCCCGUGGAUUCCAGGGGUGUCUGGAGGAGAAUUGACUCUCAGAACCUCCUGGUGCCCUGGUGGGCUUAGGGAACCAUCUCUCCUGCUCUCCUUGGGAUUAUGGCUGACUGAUUGGCAGGUAUUCCUUGGCAGAAUGGGAGAGUGAAUGCCCCAAAUUCUGUAAGACUACUUGGUAUUCUUACAGGGCUGACACUAAAAGCCAAACUUUGGGUGCUGUUUUUUUCUCCUUGGUGCUCAGAGCACCAGUGGGAGAGGUUGCUGUUUCUAUACAAUCCAAAUUUGUCUGUUGACUUGUGCAAUAUUUACUGUUGUGGGUUGGAGAAAAAUGGAAACCUACACUGGGAAGAAAAAUGCUUCCUUCAGUUCUUCAGUGACAUUGGUAGUGGUCCUCAGAAGGCCUCAAGUUUCCCAAACUGAAUCACCUAAAGGACAGAGCUAGCGCAUCUGGUCAACCUGGCUUCCCUCCUGCUGUUGCCCCUUAAUGAGGAGUCUUUCCCUUCACCCACUUCCUCUGCACCCAAGUCCCCCUUCCUAUAAUUCAAUUUUGAUUCAAAGGUGCUAUUUACCAAACACUCUCCCUACCUAUUCCCCCCAAUUCUGCCUCCUUUUCAACUUUCCAGAUUUCAUGCUGCCUUCCCAGACCCUGUUCCCAGCUUUCAUUGCUUUAUAAUUAACGUUGGGCCCACAGACCCAAGAGCUAACGUUCUGGUCUGUGAGUUGAAACAAAGCUGUGAAUCACUGCAGGUUAUGUUCUUGCAUCUGGUCUGCAAACAGGUCCCUGCAUUUUUAGAAGCAGCGUCAUGGUCUCAUGCUUAAUCUUUUCUCUCUUCUCUUUUUGAUGUUCACUUUAAAAACAACUCCCGACCCCCAGAGCUGGACUGUUGAGCAGGCCUGUCUCUCCUAUUAAGUAAAAAUAAACAAUAGUACGUUUGUAAGCUAUUCUGACAGAAAAGGCAAAGGUUACUAAUUGUAUAAUAGUGUUUUUAUAUGGAAGAAUGUACAGCUUAUAGACAAAUGUAUACCUUUUUUUUUUUGUUAUUUUAAUAAAAAUGUAGCAGAUGAA